Molecule: messenger RNA, 1557 nt
Organism: Rhodotorula graminis WP1
Lineage: Eukaryota; Fungi; Basidiomycota; Microbotryomycetes; Sporidiobolales; Sporidiobolaceae
Exons: 4
Coding region: 1-1557 (518 amino acids)
Source: RefSeq, a predicted model, not a curated record
AUGGCCAACGACAAGCUUCCAGUCACCAAGCUCGCGCCGGUCGACUCACGGCAAGCCCUCGCCGGUCACGUCGGUCACCUCACGCCAGACCAGCAAGCCGCACUCGACACCUUCAAGGACCGCCUGCAACAGAAGGGCUACUUCACGCCGGCCAACGGCGCAGCCAAAGCCUCGCACGACGAUGUCACCCUCACCCGGUUCCUGCGCGCACGGUCGUUCGACGUCCCGGGCGCGUUCAAGCAGUUCACGACGGCCGAGGACUGGCGCCGCAACGAGCACGUCGACCAGUUGUACGACGAGUUCGACGUCGACGAGUUCCAGCUCGCGCGCGAGCUGUACCCGCAGUUCACCGGCCGCCGCGACAAGCAGGGCCUGCCCGUGUACGUGUACGAGGUCGGCGCCCUCGACAAGAAGAAGACGGACGCGUACGCCAAGGACACGGCCAGGCUCGAGCCGAGGAUGAUUGCCCUGUACGAGCACAUGGUCCAGUUUGUCCUGCCCUUUGCGUCGUCGGUCCCGCACGAGCACCCAGAGACGCCCAUCUCGGGCUGCUCAACCAUCGUCGACGUGUCCAACGUGUCGCUCCUGCGCUUCUGGGCCCUCAAGGGCCACAUGCAGCGCGCGUCGGUCCUCGCCACGGCGCGCUACGCCGAGACGCUUGGCUCGAUCUACCUCGUCGGCGCCCCCUCGUUCUUCUCGACCGUGUGGGGCUGGGUCAAGGGGUGGUUCGACCCGGGCACGGUCGACAAGAUCAACAUCCUCGCGCCGGCGACUCAGACGCAGGACCUCGCGGCGCGCAUCCCGCUCGACUCGAUCCCGCGCAAGUACGGCGGCACCCUCGACUGGGCGUACGGCGCGCCGGGACCGGUCCUCGACGACGACGCGCGGCGGACGCUCGGCGCGAGGGAGGGCGAGGACCUCGGCCCGCUCUUGAGCGCGCCCGUGCGGUGGGUCGACGGGAGGCUCGUCGUCAAGGGCACGGGCAGGAGCGAGGCUGUGCUCGAGCGGUGGCAGGACGGCGGGCGGGCCGGCGAGGCGGCGGCGGCGGCGGCGAGCGCAAACGGGCACGCCGAGGGCCGUGCGCAAGAGCAGGAGCAGGACCGGGCAGCAGAGCGGGCGCAGGAGGUUGAGCAGGAGGAGCCCGUUGCGGAGCAGGCGGCACGAGAGCCCGAAGCGCAGGCCGCGUCGGCAGCGCCCUCGGCCGGUUCCUCCUCGACGCCUUCUCCCGUUCCCGCCUCGGCGUUCACCGCUGCGUCGACCUCGUCGACCUCGACGGCGCCGACCACCUCGCCUGCGACCCCUCGCACCGACGCCGCCUUGUCCCCCUCUGCACCCGCACCCGAACCCGCCGCACCGACCUCUUCCUCCCUCCCCCCGCCCAUCCUCGGCGUCGGCUACUCGAACGCGCCCUCGUCCACCGCGACCACCGACUCGACCCAUCCCACACCUGCACCUGCUGCGCCCGACGGCGAGCACGACAUCCACGCUGCCGCGCGCGAGCACCCGGCGGCGCCCGUCAAGGACCUCGCGGCGGCGCUCGAGGGCACGACGCUCUGA